Messenger RNA from Myripristis murdjan (pinecone soldierfish), 4856 nucleotides. RefSeq names its product ubiquitin specific peptidase like 1 (gene uspl1). The transcript has 9 exons. Gene Ontology annotation, molecular function: SUMO binding. Lineage: Eukaryota; Metazoa; Chordata; Actinopteri; Holocentriformes; Holocentridae. The record is from RefSeq and is a predicted model, not a curated record. Gene Ontology annotation, cellular component: Cajal body. Gene Ontology annotation, biological process: Cajal body organization; protein desumoylation. The coding region runs from base 190 to 3864 and encodes 1224 amino acids.
GCCGCCCGGCGAGCGGAACAAGAACGUUGCGGAUACGAACUAAAGGAGGGAUGCACAUGGAAAAAUAUCCCAAGUUGGAUUUAAGUAGUCGUGCCUGGAUACAUUCCGCAGAUGAAAUUAGGAAAGGAAGACACACGAUGAACCUAAUUUCGCCCCUACGGAGGUGAGCCAGGUUGCGGUGGUGUGGUAAUGUUUAUUGAAUGGCACCAGACAGCUUUGGACCCGAAGAGCAGCAGUUGUUUGCCAAUGACUGGUGAAGACACUGGUUUGGGGGCUUUGGCCUCACCGCUGGCGGGGUAUUUGGGAAAAGUUCAUGAACGAGCUGCUUCAUUGGAGAAUUGUCCCUGGUGUGUUUCCAAGGGCUUGACCUAUGCCUUACGCUCCUACCGUGUCAACUUCCAUGAGUCCAUCACCCUGUGCACAAACCCACAGUGCCUCUUUCCUCUGGUCAGCCGGCCUUUGGAGGAUGUCCUGGCUGACCUGGUUCCCGUGGAGCCCAACAAUGGGAAUAAAAGGAAGAACACACUGGAGCCCGAAAGGGAAGAGCUGAUGGCACCUUCACCCAAGCGCUUGCGAUCAAAUGAAAAUGACAGUCCUAUGCUACAGAGUGUCGCUGACACAUGUAUCAGCCAAGCAGAGCCUGCUGAUAUCAAGGUUACCAUCAACGUCCAACAUCCAUCACCAAAGAAGGAGGUAAAUGGAUGCCACAAGGCCUCUGACUAUCCAGCUGUAGAGACAGCAGCACAGGAGUUGCUGCAUGGUAAGGCGCCGACGACGGCUGCUGUUGUGGAGAAGAAACUGGAGGAUGCUGCAUGCACAGUUGGUGUUACAUCUUCUGUGGGCUCAGCCACAGCUCGACAUGUGCACUGUGCGUCAGAGGACCCGCUGACCACUGAUGGGCCUGUGCAGGUGCUCUCUCCUCACCAUAAUGCUUGGGAUACCUCAGAAGUGCAGGAAUCAGAGCCAAGUGAUGUGGACCAGAGACAAGUGAAGAGCUCACCUGAAGUGUCAUACCCCAGCCAGCGUGACUUGACAAACAAGGAGGCUGAUCCAGCCCAAAUCGAUAUUACUUCCCCUCAGCACUGUAAGCAAACAAAGAUUGAACAAAAAGCAAGGGAUGUGGACAGUAACACUGUGUCCACAUGUGAGGACAGCAGAGUAAGAGAGCCAGAACCUGAAGACUUGUCCCCAGCCACAGUGUUUUCAGACGAGCCAGAUGAGCUUGUGCGUGUCCCACCUCAGCUGUUCUGGAGGAAUAAGGACAACCUGUGUUGGCUGGACGCUCUGCUUGUUGCUUUGGUGAAUUGUAAGCGCCUGAGAAAGUCCAGACCUAACCAAGAACCUCAGCAGUCGCCUGUCUGGCAGCUGAUCAAAGGAUACAACGAGGCCUGUGCUGCCGUCCAAGCUCACCAGCAGACUGGCAGAGAUGGCGUUGUCAGGGUGCCAAACCAGGUGCUGCAAAAAGCAAACUCUGACCUACAGAGUCUCAGGAUGUCUGUCUUCCAACUCCUGCAGCCCAAGCUACAUUGCAAACUGGGUCAGAGGGAAACUCCAGUGUUCGCUAUGCCACUGCUCCUCAUGUCUGACUCCUGGGCAGAGCCGCUCUUCCAGCUAACGUUUCACUGGGAGUUCAAGUGCAGCAAGUGCAAAACUUCCACCAACCUCGGGGUUAUGAAACCUCUUCCCACUUUCACAAAUAUUGUGUCUGAUUGGCACCCACUUCAUGCUGCUCACUUGGCCCCCUGCAAUGUGUGCAGUCAGAAGAAUCAGAAAAGGACUAUGGUGCUGGAGAGAGUGCCUCCUGUAUUUGCACUGCACUUUGUCGGGGGGCUGCCUGACAGCGAUGUCAGAACCUACUCCUUCACCUUCCAGGGGAAACGCUACUCAGUCACCACUGUCAUACAGUACGAUCAACAUCUCAAGCACUUUGUCACCUGGAUCCAUAAACCUGAUGGAUCAUGGCUGGAGUUUGAUGACUUAAAGCAUCCAGCCUGUACCGCCCAUACCAAGCUGCCAGUUCCUGCUAAGGACAUCCACAUUGUCUUCUGGGAGAUGGAAGUGGAUGAGGAGCCCCAUGCUUGUUCCCCCUCUACCACUGUUACUGAAUCUCCCCUACCGAAAAAUGAGAUAAACCGCAGCCUAACAGAGAAAGACUUUAUGGCAGAUGAACUGCUGGCUCAGUCCCCUGACCAGUCGCUUCUCAUCUCACAAAAUGACACUGACAUUGUCUGUGCUCUCACAGUAACUGGUGAGAACAGCAUGAACACAACAGUAACGGCAGGUGUUGACACAUCCAUAGGUUCUACAACUCUGCUUGACACCUUUGAGGGCCUUACCCACAACGACAUUGUUACACUCACUCUGUGGGAGGUGAAAGACUCAGAACCGGGGCCUUUGAAUGACAAGGAACAAACUCCUGAUGUGAGUCUUCCUAGCAGGAACGGAAGUCCAGAGUCCAUCUUGACUCCAGAUAGCUCCUCCACACUAAUAUCCAGUGAAAUGCCUCAGGGUCCUGCUGCGGACGACUCGACACCCCACACAUCUGACCGUGAAACUGUGGAUGACUCAUCCAGUGAUCCUUCGUAUGUACCUGGUUCUAGGAAGAGGCCAAGAGGAAGAGGCCGAGGGCGAGCCAAAGCCAACAGCAAAAACAAAAGCAGACAAAAAGGGGAAAAGGCAGUGUUGGCAAACGUAGCACAGGCCAUUUCACCAAGUGCAUUGAGAAAUUCAGAAACGGUUCUUCCCACACGGUUGGAAGCCACAUCUCAGGAUGAUAGCACACCACCUGUUGAAAGUACACAAGAAGUCUCUCCUGUGUCUUCUACCAAAAUCUCACCACAGCCGAUGUCUAAGAGGUGUCCUGAGCUUCCACCAUCAAUGGAUCAGAACGCCCGCUGGUCCUACCUGCUCAGCAGACACCCCCUAAACCAAGCCCAUUCAAACAUUACUAAAAUCAUUCCCGCCCAUACAACCGACUCUACCACAAAAGUAAAACCCACUGUCCCCAACCACUCUACCCCCAACCCUGUGAGAAGACAGCGAACUCCUGUGGAACACUUCUCCAAACCGCAGCUUUGUAGAGAGGACAGUGAGGCCCUAUUGCGAAAAGCUGCAGACAUGUAUGGCGCAUUCAGUGCAAAGAAGUCAAACACCUCAACCCUUUCUCACACUCCUCUUCUACCCUCCUUGCCCACUCAGAAAAUGGCUCCUUUGGCACCCCGUGAUGACAAAUCAAAGGCGUCUCAAUCCAUUACCCCGUUCUCCCAGAAACCCCCACUAAACGCUUCAACAGUGUCUGACACAUCACCUUCUCCUCCUGGAGUGACUGGGCUCCCUCAGAUAUCCGCCAAGAAACACAGUAGCCAGUUGAUGAAGGUUCCCCCUGGUCUCAGUGACACCGAAGCACUCAGGUACAAGCUCUUCAAGAAACUUAAGGCAAAGAAAAAGAAGCUUGCAAAGCUAAAUCAGCUAUUGGGUUACCAGCAGGGAGUGGGAGGAGAGGCCAAUCUCAAACCGGACAGCACCGACCUGAGCUCCCCCCAUACCGUGACCUCUAGCACCUACGACAGCUCCAACUGCGACGACUUCCUCGCAGACUUUCUUUCACCAGCAACAACAGCCAGCAACCUAUCACCGGACAGCACUGGCUUGCUAGAGAUGCUCACCAGUGGGCAAGAUGGAGGAGAGCACUUGGACUAUGGCGGCAACACUAUUGGUGGAGCAUCACAGGUUAACACUGUUGCAGGUGGUUCCCUCACAACCAACAGUGACAACUUCCUGGAGGAGUUCAUCUCUGAGACUGCUGCCCAACAACAGACUGAGAUGGAGAGAGAAGCACUUAGUGCUCUUGAUCUUUUCUUUUAGGCUGUAGGGUGGAUAACAUGUUAACCGCAACUCGCUGUUAUAUGGGACUUAAGCAAUGGUGAACCUCUACAGGUUAUAACAAUACAAGCUAAAUCAAAUUUUUUUUUCUCAGUGAUGCAGUUCUCAUAAAGAUGCAGUUUGGAAGUUUGAACCGUGAAAAUAUUUCUACAUAUCCAUGUUACCUUUGAUUUAGAACAGGGGUUUUCAAACUCCUCUUUAAAAAAAAAAAAAAAUUUAAAGGUGCCCACCCUUUAGCUUAGCUCAGUUUCUGGAUGUCUGUGGGAUUAUGUAGCUGCUGUUUGAUCCGAUAGACACUGAACAGUUGAGCCAAGCUAGCCUAAGAUUCGAUCGACACUACUACAAAAUGCACACAAAUACAUUAAAAAGGGCUGAUUGCAAAAGCAUCUACUAGUGUGUCUGAUUAUGGGAAGGUAGAAAAAACAGUAAAUUCUCCUAACCUACCUUUUAAUUCUUUUUUUUUUUUUUUAACCAAAUGACAGACAUUUAGGAUAUUCUACAGCAGGAUUUCCUUUUGGUCUGUUGAUUAGAAAUCCUUCAAGAAUCCCUGAGCUUCCCCUGAAACUGUUCGGCACCCCCCUGUGGAGGCCCGCAUCCCAUGUUGACGCCCUUUGUUUUACACAGAUCAAAUGGUAAUUGUCCUCUCUGAUAGUGGAUCUUGGUCAAGCAGUUUGUGUGUACUUUGUUUGGUCAGAAGACAAUCAGCUGGUCACUAUAAAGAGUGUUAGAGAUGACCUGUAUAUACUAGUCCACUGGAGUUAACACUUAGGUAAAACGUUUGAACUGUAUCUUUAAGUUAAGUAUUUAUUAAAUUGGCUAGAAUGGCACUUUGUAUGUUAGUAAUUGUGUCUAGAUAUCAUGUUUACAAUGAUAGUACAAAUUUCUUUGUGUUGAGAAAUUACUUGAAUUUUCUGUAUUAAAUUGUGAAGAAAAUGGAUUUUUUUUAAUGUCAUUAAAUGAUUACAUUGAAUCUA